Molecule: messenger RNA, 1616 nt
Organism: Colletotrichum destructivum
Lineage: Eukaryota; Fungi; Ascomycota; Sordariomycetes; Glomerellales; Glomerellaceae
Product: Putative aminotransferase class-III, pyridoxal phosphate-dependent transferase, major
Exons: 2
Coding region: 116-1399 (427 amino acids)
Molecular function (GO): transaminase activity; pyridoxal phosphate binding
Source: RefSeq, a predicted model, not a curated record
UGACCCAUCCAUUGUCAACUUGAAAACAAAAGAGUCCAGUCACUCGGAACAGGGACAGCGAGUUUCCAUCUCAGAGCAAGUUUUUGAACUGAACGCCAAAACAAAAUAAAUAAAAAUGACCACGGAACAUAACAGACCUGUCGGAGCGGACGAGCCAGCGGUUAAGAUUGAGCAGCAACUCAAGGCAUGCGUCGAUAGAUAUGUUGCCGAGAACCCAGGGUCCGGCCAGGUCAACAAGAGCGCGUCCGGGUCGCUGCCAGGCGGGACGACGAGAUCCGUUCUCUAUUACCAACCCUUCCCGUUGGCCUUCUCGGGCGGCCACGGCUGCCAUCUGACAUCGGUCGACGGCCACGAGUAUCUCGACUUUGUGUCCGAGUACUGCGCCGGCAUGUUUGGCCACUCGCACCCGGACAUCAUCGCCGCCGUCGAGAGCGUCACGAAGUCGGGCUUCACGCUGGGCGGGCCGACUCCCAUGGAGGGCGAACUGGGGGCGAUGCUCGUCGAGAGGUUCCCCAGCGUCGACGCCAUCCGAUUCUGCAAUUCGGGGACUGAGGCGAACACGAUGGCGAUAGCCACGGCUCUGCACUUUAACGGGCGGAAGAAGGUUCUAGUUUUCGAGAAUGGGUAUCAUGGCGGCACGCUUUCUUUCUCGCAGGGAAACCCGCUCAUUCUGCCUCAUGAAUUCGUCUACGGCCGAUACAACGACGUCGAGUUCACUCGGCCCAAGAUCACGCACGACAUCGGGGUCAUCAUCGUGGAGCCGAUGCAAGGCGCGGCCGGCAUGAUCGCAGGAGACGCAGAGUUCCUCCAGUUCCUCAGGGACGAGGCAACGCGGAUCGGCGCCGUCCUCGUCUUCGACGAGGUCAUCACGUCGAGGCUGCACUACGGCGGCCUGCAGGAGCACCUGGGCAUCACGCCCGACAUGACCACCAUCGGGAAGCACUUUGGCGGGGGCUUCUCGUUCGGCGCGUUCGGCGGCCGCGGGGAGAUCAUGGCGCUGUACGACCCGCAGUCGCCGCGCAGCCUCUUCCACUCGGGGACGUGGAACAACAACGUCUUCUCCAUGACGGCAGGCGUCGCGGCGACGAAGCUGCUGUCGAGGGCGGCCCUCGAGAGGAACAACGCGCUGGGCGACAGGCUCCGCCGCGGGCUCGCCGCGGCUUUCGCGUCCAGGGACGCGUCCCAGGUCAUCACGCUCACCGGCUUCGGGAGCGUCAUCGGCGUGCACUUCAAUGGACCAUCGGCCGACACGCUGCGGGACCUCUUCUUCUUUUACUUGCUCGGGAAGAGGAUAUACGUCGGUCGUCGGGGGUUCCUCGCCUUGAACCUCACGCACGGGGAAGAGCACAUCCGGCGUGUGCUCGAUGCGGUUGGAGAGUUCUGCGACGAGGUGUUGUGAGAGUCAAGAGUUCUGGAGAACUCUCGUAGGCUGCUGAACUGGUUGAAGUAGCGUUCAAUGUUUGGAAAAAAAUAAAUCUUUGAGAAUUGCUGGUCAUAAAUUCCAGCAAGCAACCCAGGUCAACGGAAUGUGUGAUGUCGAGCUGCAUGUAUUUAGACAUUUAUUAACUUCAAUUGGCCCCCCCAAGUACGGAUACAAGAGGCAGGGGUUUGUCUAU